CCCCUUAGUUGGAAUUCACCCCCCUCCCAAUAUCUGAAGUAUAAAGCACGCGCUGCUACGGCAGCUUAAUCAGUGACCUUGUCUUCCAAGAGACUGUUCGCAAAACACCAGAAGUUUUGCUAUGUCAUCUAGUUGAAUUCAAUAGGAAAGAGUCGGUUACAAUGACUAAUUCUUUAUACAACGUGUUUCUUCGGCGUGUAAUAUUUCUUACAACGUUUUGGUUUGUGGUCACGAUCUUUCUGAUCGCUUCAGUAGAUGGACAAUGGUAUCGAUAUUUCCAUCAUCGAAGCUACUUGUCUCCCGCUCGACGAAUGGUUCUUCGGCGGCGUCCCCGUGCAAUACCAGAAGGUGCGAUUCGCCUGAUUGGAGGACAUAGAGCGAAUCAAGGAAACGUGCAGAUAUACCAUGUUGGCCGCUGGGGAUCUAUAUGUGAUGACGAAUGGGAUCAAAGGGAAGCGAAUAUUGUCUGUCGUUUGCUAGGUUACUCUGCAGCGGAGACCCCUACCGGGGACUCUCUUUUUGGACGUGCUUCAUCGUCUUUGAUAUGGAUGGAUAACUUGUACUGUACCGGAAAUGAAAAGAGGUUACAGGACUGCCCGUUUGAUGGCUGGGGUAAACAUGACUGCAGUCCAUCAGAGGUCGCUGGUGUUGUAUGCCAAAAAAAAGAUCUACAUCAUAAUUCUGCCUCAUCAAGCUCUACUGAUAAAGAAGCAUCGGCUAUAAUUCAGCCAGUUCGUCUUAAAGAAAACAACUUUUCGCUUCGGCUCGUUGGAGGGCGCUCGCCAUCAGAAGGGCGAGUCGAAGUCAAAGUUCCAGGGACUGAGUGGGGACUAGUGUGUGGAGAUGGUUGGGAGACACUAGAGGCUGGAGUAGUUUGCAAACAGCUAGGCCUAGGAUUUGCCAAAGCAGCUAUUCAGAGUUCCUCUUUCGGAGGACAACGUAGCCAAAUGAUCCUCAGUGGGGUGAAAUGUAGAGGAGACGAAAAAACACUAGCAUCUUGUCGUCAUGACAACGUAGGUGCUGUUGAUUGUCCAGGAAGGGAUAGCAAUUUUGCUGGCGUUAUUUGUGCAAAAGCUAUGCCUGACCUCGUACCAGACGAGAAGGAGAUUGAACGGUCGUCAUAUCUGGAAGAAAAGGAACUCCUGUAUUUGCAAUGCGCAAUGGAAGAAAAUUGUCUUUCUAGUUCUGCAUAUCGGCUACAGAAGGAGAAAAGAUACGGAUACUUGUUUGAGAAGAGAAAAUUGCUGAGAUUUACUGCGAGGAUUGGAAACGUUGGUACUGCCGAUUUUCGACCGUUUUUACCGAAGCAUGCAUGGGAGUGGCAUUCUUGUCACCUUCACUAUCAUAGCAUGGAAGUUUUUGCACAUUUUGACGUCAUUGAUAUGCAGGGCAACAAAGUAGCCGAGGGGCAUAAGGCAAGUUUCUGCCUGGAAGACAACUACUGUAGACAAGGGGCACAGAAGAAAUACGCAUGCGUAAACUACGGUGACCAGGGCAUCUCCGUGGGUUGCACUGACACUUAUCUGCAUAAUAUCGAUUGUCAAUGGGUGGACUUGACGGACUUGAUUCCAGGGAAUUAUUAUUUCAAAAUAUCUGUGAAUCCUGAGUUCAAGGUACCCGAGAUGAGUUUCGACAACAAUGCUGCCAGAUGUAACCUAAGUUAUGACAGCGUUACCGCCAAAAUUUGGAACUGCACCUUGGGCAAACCCUGAAGCUUGCCACCACGAUCAAUAUCGUUGUUUUUCUAGUUCAGCGAGAAGCGGGACAAAAACAACAACAAAAAACCACCAACAACAACAACUAGAAAAAAAAUUAAUUUUUGAAUUUUAAUUAUAGGUUCCAUUUCUGUGGAGUAACAUAUAACAGUGUAUGAAUUUUGUGUUAAUAGUUAUGUUUGUCGUCAGAAUUAUAAUAUAGUAACACAUGAUAUCAGUAAUUUUGCCACUCUAGUUUCAUAAGCUGUAGUGUUUGUGGUUUGUAAUGUUUGUGAAUUGAAACAGUUCGACCUAAAAUGAAAUAACAAAAUUUUCGUUGAAAAUUAUUAAACAAAAUUGCGAUAGAUUUUUAUCUGUAGAUGGAUACAAGUUUCGACUGAAGUGCCCUCUUCAGUCCAACUUUUUGUUUGUUUGUCUGAAAGUGUAACAUUUACAAAUGCUGCUCUAUUUUGUAAAGCAAUAUAUAUAUAUAUAUAUAUAUAUUACUUGAAUAGCACGUAAUGACACGUUGCGUUAAGAUGUAAAACUAAUUUUGUGGAUAAAAUAAUAAUUUAUGCUAGUCUUGACAUGAAUAUAUUUGUACGGUAGUCAUUAAACAUGGAGUGAGGGAAGUGAAAAAAAAAGCAUAUAUUAUAUGUAUCUAUGUUUGGAGAGUUAUAUAUCAGAAUAUAAUGAAUAAAUUUUUAUUUCACGCUCGCAUGGAUAUGUGUAAGUGCUUUUUGAUUCAACAUGCAUCUGUGUAUGA
Molecule: messenger RNA, 2460 nt
Organism: Limulus polyphemus (Atlantic horseshoe crab)
Lineage: Eukaryota; Metazoa; Arthropoda; Merostomata; Xiphosura; Limulidae
Product: lysyl oxidase homolog 3A-like
Exons: 8
Coding region: 162-1712 (516 amino acids)
Biological process (GO): peptidyl-lysine oxidation
Cellular component (GO): membrane
Molecular function (GO): copper ion binding; protein-lysine 6-oxidase activity
Source: RefSeq, a predicted model, not a curated record